UCAUGGUGAAAAUAAAGAAAAUUUCAGCCGUAGGACUUGCUAUAUUUGCCUGUCUUACAACAUGGUACGGUGGUGUUUUGAUAUAUGUUGCCACAGCUGUUUUGGCUGCUGGAUUAGGAUACUAUAUAAGUGUCAAGAAAGUUUCUGGACAAGUAGGAGCUGAGGGAACUUCAACUUCUGGUAUCAGAGAUGUUGAUGAAGUCGAUCUGGCGAGACCGGAAAGCUGUAGUGACAACAAAAUUAAAUUCUCACAUGAAGCUUCCUCAACAAUCAGAGAAGGUAAUGACGUGACGUCAACAGACCAGACACGUGGCGGUCAUGUGAGCAGCUCCCCAGACAAGGACGACUCUCUCAUCAGACCUUCACCAGAAGGCCUGGAGACCAUGGUAAGAAGAGCUUCAGAUUCCAGCAUGCCUGACGACACGAGUGGCAUCCAUUCUGAUGUUUCCUCCAACGGCGGCGAUGACGUGUCCUUAGAAAAUGACGGUGAAGAAUCUGUCCCAAAUCCACAAACACAACCUGUAAUCAACAGGCAAGAAAUCGAUCUUUUGCUUAUCGGGAAAACAGGACAUGGCAAAAGCGCAACUGGAAACUCAAUCGCUCGGAGAAAAGCUUUCAAUACGUCGUCUGGGGCGUCCUCGGAUACAUACGAUGUCCAGGAGCUGUGGACAGACAUAGAAGACUUUACAGUGCACGUUGUCGACGGACCAGGAGUAGGAGAAACUAGACUAGAUGAUGUUGAAGCCACAGAAAAGGCUUGUUCAGAUAUGGCUAAAGCUAUGACCAAAUGUCCAAACGGGUUCCAUGCAUUGUUGUUGGUUUUGAAAUUCGGAGGUCGUUUUACUAAAGAAGAACAAGAGUCAAUCGUAUUGCUGAAAAAGAUUUUCGGUGAAAAUAUUGUACGCGAUUACUGCAUUAUCGUCAUGACGCAUGGAGAUAGUUUUGACCUGAAUCAAGAAGAUCUGAAGGUGGAAAGUUUUUCUGAAUGGUUAAGUCAGCAGCCUGGUGCGCUUAAACACCUGUUGAUUGAGUGCAGCUACAGGUGUAUUUUGUUCAGGAACAGAACGAGGGAGGAGAAAGAAAAACGGGACCAGGUGAUAGAUCUACUGCAGAUGGUCAGAAAGUUGAAACACCGAGAUGUCCGGUACACGAACUCUCUGUUUGACGAGUUCAAGAAAGACAGAGAUAGACUCAUCGUUGAAGCUAAAGCCCCGCAAAUUAAAGUUGAAAUUAUGAAAGAAACAAACUUAAUUAUCGAAGCAAUGGGGCGUUUGAAAAUAUCCGAUGAAAGUAUGGACGAAAUUGAUCCUGAAAUUUCAUCAAUUGAUGAAAAAAUUGAAAAAAUGAUUGAUGUAAUUAAAACUGAAGAUCAAGAGACAGGGGCGCUGAAUUACUUAACUGAAGAGAUCACCAAACUCAAAUCAAAUCUUACAGAGAUAAAAGAAUUUAAACAAAGGAAGAGGGAUGAUUUGAUGAAAAGAAAACUGCUUGAUCAAGAACACCAGAUCAAGAUGGAAGAAAUGAAAAGAAAACAAGCAGAGGAGGCAAAUAUGUACUUAGAAAAACUACGAAACGCCAGUGAAGAAGAGAAAAGUGUUAUUUUGCAAAAAAUGCAAGACAAUGAAAUCGCCGCUAAGGAACGAGAGGAACGAAUCAUCAAAGAAUUUAACGAGAAAAUGCAGAAAUCUAAGGAAGAGGACGACAGGAGAUGGCAAGAAAAUAUAAAAACACUUCAGAAAACACACGAUAAACAGAUGGUCACAUUACAACAACACUACACAGACAUGGCGAGGAUGAACGAGACGGCCAUGCAGGAACAGAUCAGGGAACUGACGGAAAAACUGGAAGAAAUCCAAGAGAAUGCCCGGCCACCUAAGAAAGAUCCCAACAAGAUCGACAUCAAAUGUGUGGACCAGCAACACAAGUGUAUCAAUGUGGAGCUUGACAAGUACGAUCAGAUGGUGCUCCUGAUGCGAGCCUACUGCGACAAGUACGGCUACCAGAUGAAUACCCUCAAGUUCAUGUAUGACGGGAAUCGUGUCUUGGAGGAUGACACGCCUAGCAAGCUCGGCCUGGAGGACGGGGACGCCAUCGAUGUGUUUUCUAUGCAAGUAGGGGGCAUAACCCGAAAAAUAAGAACAAAUCAGAUGUCAUACAUUCCUUUGAUAUAAAUGUUAGUGUUAUAAUUACCAUCAUUUACACGAAAGAUCAAAACCAACUUUGCAGAUCUCAAUGACUUUACAAACAUGAAAACAUAUUAUUGAGUCUAUAUGAAAAAUGCGAUGAAUCAAAUAUUCUAAACAGUAAAAUUUGUAAAACUAAAUGCCAAACAUUAACGAUGUCUCUCCGUGGAUGUUUUAUUAUAUCAGCGAAUUGCACUAUGGAAUAUAUUUAGUAAUCUUUAGA
Molecule: messenger RNA, 2406 nt
Organism: Physella acuta
Lineage: Eukaryota; Metazoa; Mollusca; Gastropoda; Physidae
Product: golgin subfamily B member 1-like
Molecular function (GO): GTP binding; protein binding
Source: RefSeq, a predicted model, not a curated record